CUUCGUGAAGAUUCAAUAGGAUACGCAAUGGAUAUAUCUAUUAAUCAAAAUGCUUUCCCCGAUCCCGAUCCGAAACCCAAUAAACGUAGGCGGAAGAAGUCCAUGGUCUGGGAACAUUUCACAAUCGAGACUGUUAAUGCAGACUGUGUCAAAGCGAAUUGUAAUCUGUGCAAGAAAUCGUUUGCGUAUAUAUCAGGCUCAAAACUAGCAGGAACCAGUCAUCUGAAACGGCAUAUUUCUAUGGGAAUCUGCCCCGUUACUCGGCAUAAUCAGCAGAAAGAUCAACUUAGUAUUCAGGCACCACCUCCUCCAAAACCUAAAAUUUCUGAAAACGGCACCAGCUCUAACUCACCAAGAAAGCGCCACAGAGCCGCCAAUGGAGCGGUCAGCAUCUACUCUAAUGGUGGUAAUAAUUGGAGCCAUGAUCUUGCGAAGAUGAUAAUUCUGCACGAUUAUCCGCUUCACAUGGUUGAACACGCUGGAUUUAUCGAUUUCACACGAAAUCUUCAGCCCCAGUUUAACGUCUCUAGUGUCGCCACAGUGCAAGAGCAAAUCAUGGGCAUUUACACGAGAGAAAAGCACAAGGUAAUGGACCUGCUUAGAGUAAUUCCAGGGCGUCUCAACAUUACAGUGGAUGUGUGGACCUCAGAUAAAAGCUAUGAAAGCUUGGCUUACGUACUUCUAACAGGUCACUUCAUCGAUCAUGAUUUGAAACUGCAAAGACGAAUCUUGAAUUUUAUCGCGGUGGAGUUUCCUGAUUCGGACACCGCUCUCAGUGAAGGUAUUGCCGCUUGCCUGACUGAUUGGAACGUUGAGGAGAAGCUACUUACUAUCACUCUCGAUCGUAGUUAUUGCAGCCAAAAGGCUAGAGAAAAUCUCAGAAAUUUACUACCAAUGAAGAACUCCCUCACUCUCAACGGCCAGCUGGUAAUCGACAGCUGCUACGCUCGUAUGUUGAGUAGUUUGGCACAGGAUGCUAUUGAAUCUAUGAGGGUAACCAUCGAGAAAGUAAGGCAUAGUGUAAAGCAUGUUGAACCUGGAGAGGAUCGAACCAUCGAGGAGUCCCACAACGAAAUAUUUGUUAAAUUGAAACAAGAGCUUCAACAUCCCAGUACAAAGAGGUUGAAGAUUGACGACGUGACAAAAUGGGAUACCACCUAUCAUAUGUUGGUAGCUGCCUAUGAAGUGAAGGAUGUACUAUCAAAAUUAGAACGCGAAGAUCCAGAUUACAAAUGUAGAAUAUCGGAGAAAGAAUGGGAACAGGUUGCAAUUCUGUGCAGUUUCUUGAAACUACUUUUCGAUGCAGCCAAUGUAUUAACGAGACCUGUCUAUCCAACGACCAAUAUAUUCUCUUCCCAAGUGGUGGAUAUUCACAAAGAGUUUACUGAAGCUGCUGCUACGAGCAGUGACCCGUUCCGCAUCACACUGACCAAACCGCUGAGGGAGAAGUUUAUGAGGUAUUGGGAAAGUUGCAACCUGGUAAUAGCAAUGGCUGCUGUAAUGGAUCCGAGGAUGAAGAUGGAUUAUGUGGCGUUCAACUCCACCAGGAUCUACGGUGAGGAUGCGGGCACCUGGGUCAAGAUUGUAAAUGACAGCCUGCACGAGCUCUUCCUCCAGUACGUGAUGCAUUCCCAUCUGGGACCUGCUUUCGCCGAGGAAGAAGCAAUCGACCCUUUGGUGAAGAUGGAGAUGCCUUGUCAAGAAGAUGCUCUUCUCUCCAGUGUGGAUGGAUUAAUAGACUUCGACAUUGACAUAUCGGAUAUUAUGGGCGAAUCCCACACGAAGCUGGAAAUUGAUCAGUACCUUGAGGAAUCCAUUUUGCCACGUGUGCAAGAGUUCGAUGUUUUGGGUUGGUGGAGAGUGAAUACUUAUAGGUAUCCGACUUUGUCCAGGAUGGCAUUCGAUGUGUUGUCUAUACCGAUGUCGACUACCCCUACAGAGUCCGUGUUCGAUACGAGAGAGAGGAAAGUGGAUGAUUAUCGAAGCUCGUUGAGACCUAGCACGCUUGAUGCUCUUUUCUGCGCAAAAGAUUGGUUAAGGUAUAAUACCGAACUUCCAUCAUCAAUUGUGCCUGCUGCUACUGCUAAAACAGAAUUCUACUGAUAUGUGAUUUGCAUAUUAUUCAUUUUUGUAGAUGGGUUUUAGGUUCCUUUUUUUUUUUUAAUUUUUUUUAUAAAGGUUAUUUUAGGAAUAUUCUUUGUUUGUUGCAAUAUUAAUAAAGAGUACAGUUUUGUUUUAUUAGAAAUUUUAUAGAGUCAGUUUUUAACAACUGAUUUGAUGUUUUCA
Molecule: messenger RNA, 2286 nt
Organism: Erythranthe guttata (spotted monkey flower)
Lineage: Eukaryota; Viridiplantae; Streptophyta; Magnoliopsida; Lamiales; Phrymaceae
Source: RefSeq, a predicted model, not a curated record